AUGUCCUGCGAUUUGGCACGUCUAAAGUCAGCGUCUGCACUACGCGACUGGGAGGAAAGUCGUGCAAAGAACUUUUCAGCUUGGUGCAAAGCUGCUCGGCGGUUGCUAGACAAUCUGCAAGCUUCAGUACAACUAGGUGCCUCCCAGCAUGCACAGCUACAACUUUUGCUCUCGCAACGCAGUGCUGCUGACAAGGCCUAUGCACAGGCGUUGGUCCGGAUGCCAGAGCAGGAGGGAGACGUUGCAUCAGAAAGGAAUUUCCACCUCCAGCCCUGGGCAUACAGAUUGCGCUUCACCUGCCAAUGCAGCCCUUUGAGCGGCCGCGGAGCACCGCCGAGGACUUACACUUGCGCGAGCGGCUAA
This is a messenger RNA of Durusdinium trenchii, 363 nucleotides long. Lineage: Eukaryota; Dinophyceae; Suessiales; Symbiodiniaceae. The record is from the annotation of a GenBank genome assembly.